AUGGACGGGCAUGACACAAAAAAAUGGACCCUUGUCACCACUUUCCCUUCACGUGGUAACCCCUUACUCGCAUCCUCCACCUUCCGCACCUGCUCCUCACCUUCACUUCCCAUUUCCAACCACUCACCCACACGUAAAUCCCAUCUUCCCCCUCACCACAAAUCAAUAUCUCCCAAAUCACCACACCAUUGCACCAGGGCAUCAUGGCAGCCUCCACCGCCCCCAAUCACCCAACCUUCACUCACCUUUCAUCCCAUUCUUUUCCCCUUUCCCUUAUCUUCUCCAGCACUACCCUCUUCACCUUCUAAAUCACCUUCGCCAAUCUCCACCAUGGGCCGCCUCCCCUCACUGGAGUUGCGAACCCAGCUCAAGCCACCGUGUAUCGCUUGCUCACUUGCACUAACCCUUCUACCUAGUUCCCAAUCUCCGCCAGUGCCGCGCUGCCAUUGUGAUUCGUAG
Sphenostylis stenocarpa is the source of this 459-nucleotide messenger RNA. The record is from the annotation of a GenBank genome assembly. NCBI's taxonomy places the organism in Eukaryota, Viridiplantae, Streptophyta, Magnoliopsida, Fabales, Fabaceae.